Messenger RNA from Kickxella alabastrina, 747 nucleotides. Its product is annotated as glycoside hydrolase superfamily. Gene Ontology annotation, biological process: glucan catabolic process. The record is from RefSeq and is a predicted model, not a curated record. The transcript is spliced from 3 exons. NCBI's taxonomy places the organism in Eukaryota, Fungi, Kickxellomycota, Kickxellomycetes, Kickxellales, Kickxellaceae. The coding region runs from base 1 to 747 and encodes 248 amino acids. Gene Ontology annotation, molecular function: beta-glucosidase activity.
AUGAGCGACUCUAAUACCUUCAGCGAUAUGCUUGCUUAUAUGCCGACCAACCUGCCUACUUCGGAUGUGUGCCCCAAUGUUAUUGGCCAGACAAUGAUGGCUAGAGCUGUAGAUCUGCUCAACAAUGGCGUGUUGGACAUGGGUGCGUUCUACGGCUCUCCUGGAAUUAUGAAUAGCAAGUACAGCUGGUACUCACCUGAGCUCUUUAGCCAGAUAACAGAUGCCGUGCAGAAAUUUGCUCUUGAGCACGGCUUGCGAGUUCUCAUCAUCUGGGGGCUCGAUUCAGUGCGAGGCGCCAACUUUGUCAAGGGAGCGGUCAUUUUCCCGACAGGUAUUGCGACUGCGGCAACCUUCAACCCACAGCACGCGUACAAUGCCAGCCGCAUUGCCGCCAAGGACACUCGCGCGGCGGGCGUUCACUGGGCAUUUGCUCCUGUCUGUGAUCUGAUCUUCAAUAAAACCAGUCCCAGACUCUACGAAUCGUUUGGCGGGGAUCCGUUCCUUUUUUCUCACAUGACUGCUGCCUCAGUCAACAGAUACCAGGGCGACUACAAGUGCGAUCGGUUGCGCGUGGCCGCUUGUGCUAAGCACUUUGUCGGAGGCUUGAAUGUCGACAAGAAUGAAUUAUCCAGCUGCAAAAUAAGCAAGACUGAGCUUUUCGAGUAUUCUAUUCUGCUGUUCAAGGCAGCGAUUAAUGUCGGCGUGGUUACUAUGAUGGCAGACUUUGGUUCUAUCAAUGAGGAAUGA